UUCUGUACCUGAACCUAACUGGAAUCUUUAUCUGUCUGCACCUUUUUAUGCCCUGGUUCCUGUUUGUCUGUGGACUCUAACUUCUGUUUGGACUUUUCUCCCCAUGCCAGCACCACAGUGUCUAGCUGAUGUCAACUCACCUCAGGUAAGGAGCUUUCUUGGAUGGGGUGACAGUCUCUCGGCGCCCCCUUCUCAAUCAGCCACCAUGGAGGAAUUCCAGAGAAAACUGAAUCAACACUAUGAAGGCACCAAGCCCAGAAAGGUGAGGUUCAAGCUGGCGUCAUCCUACAGCGGUCGGGUAUUGAAGCAUGUGUAUGAGGACGGUCAGGAGCUGGACAGUCCAGAGGAGAAAUACCCUCACAGCUUCGUUCACCGCAAGAUCCCUCCCAGCCACCUGGAGGUAGAGCAGCUCUGUGGGUUUGAGGAUGCUCAUGGGGACCAACCGGGUGUCUAUCCUCCAACAGGGCUCAUUGCCCAGAGAAUAAACGUGUACAGAGGAAUGGGAAGCUACAAGCCUGCUGCAGGCCAGACUGAGGAAGCAGAGGGAGAUGCCAAAUCUUCAGUGUUGGACUUUGGUAAGAUAAUCAUCUACACCAGCAAUCUGCGAAUCAUCAGAGCACCACCAAGGAAGCCUGAAGCGUUGCGGCACCACACAGUGCCCCCUGUGGACUUGGAUGGAUACCCAAAAGCCAGGGAGAGGGGGAACAGGAGGAGGGCUAAAGCUCUUUGUACACAGGAUGGGGAAGAGAAGGCGGAGAAACAUAUUAGCGAUACAGAGACCAAGGAGGCCAACAGCUGCCAGCAUUGUGGAGGUUCGGGCUGCGCUCCCUGCUCUCUGUGUCACGGUAGCAAGCUGUCCAUGCUGGCGAACCGCUUCAAUGAGUCCAUCAGUGAUCUGCGUUGCCAAGCCUGCUACCCCCAUGGUCUGGAGAAGUGCCAGUCCUGUUCCAGCAAAUAGCGCUGUUUGGCUGACACCCAUGUCUGAGAGAGAGAGAGAGAGAGAGAGAGAGAGAGAGAGAGAGAGAGAGAGAGAGAGAGAGAGAGAGAGAGAGAGAGAUGGGUUUUAGCACAAUUGUCUCAGCGGCAAUAUUGCUCUAAUCCAAAGUGUUCUUGGUGGGGUGUUUCGAAGCACUACUAGGAAACAUAAGCCAUCAUUGGAAAGGGGAAUUAUGAAUUGUGCAGCUGGCACAAAAUCAUAAAAUACAAUUACUGUGUGCAGUGAACAUGGCUUGCGAUAACACAAACACAUAAUCACCUCAUUGUUGUCACAUUAUUUUGCAUCUGCACCCUUCUUCCUGAUAAAACCGGGUUCCACAACAGUUAUCAGUUUAAUUAAAAUGAUGCAAACAUGUUUGCUUUGUAUUUCAUAUACUGGAAAGGCUGCCCUGUUCCUAUCUCCUCUCUCUAUUCACCAGGGAGAAUAAAACCUUUUAUAUCCCACAUGA
Perca fluviatilis (European perch) is the source of this 1445-nucleotide messenger RNA. Its product is annotated as glutaredoxin domain-containing cysteine-rich protein 2. NCBI's taxonomy places the organism in Eukaryota, Metazoa, Chordata, Actinopteri, Perciformes, Percidae. Bases 104 to 958 code for a protein of 284 amino acids. The record is from RefSeq and is a predicted model, not a curated record. Gene Ontology annotation, biological process: sensory perception of sound. The transcript is spliced from 6 exons.